GAAAGGUGGUUGACUACUAAUAAAAUGUGUCGCUGUAACUCUUGAUUCUAUAAAUACUAAAUCAGUGAUUAAUUUAUGUUGUGUUGAGAAAUCUUAAAAUCCUCGUAAAUUGAUAGUUUUCCGGCAAUAUGGAAGUGAAUUUAGAUGAGUACGUGAAAGAGUGGACCGAUCUGUCAAAUGAGUACAAAAGUCUUGAGACCACAAAUUCAACCUAUUUAGAUUUACUGGAAAAUUUAGAGCAACUACAGGAGCAAUGUACGAAACAAAUAAAACAUCAACGUUAUCGGAUGCAGCAAAUUUCCAAAAGCAUAAAACUAUGCACGAAAGACAAGAGGCUCACUCCAGAGGAGAAAGAUUCAUUAGCGGAAUUGAACAAAAACAUGCUGAAACGGAAGGCUCAAUUGCAUGAAAUCGAACAAGGCUUACCGCAAAAGAAUAGUUUCUAUUUAAACAUUAUUCUUGGGGACGUCAAUGUCUCAAUCUUGAAUAGAAGCGAUAAGGUUCGUUACAAAGAUGACUACGAAAAGUUUAAACUGAUUUUGAACGUUAUUGGCUUAUUUUUGUCGUUCCUGAAUAUCGUUGUUAACUAUAGAGCUCUGGAACUUGCAUUUAUGUUUCUCUUAGUUUGGUACUAUUGCACGCUGACGAUUAGGGAAUCUAUUUUGAAGGUAAGAUGCAAACAAUUAUUGUUCAAAUACACAGUAACAUCAUCGAAAACAUUUCUAUGUAAAUGAUGAUGAUGAUGAUGA
Molecule: messenger RNA, 749 nt
Organism: Ochlerotatus camptorhynchus
Lineage: Eukaryota; Metazoa; Arthropoda; Insecta; Diptera; Culicidae
Product: transmembrane protein 120 homolog
Exons: 4
Coding region: 129-734 (201 amino acids)
Cellular component (GO): membrane
Source: RefSeq, a predicted model, not a curated record